AUGGAGGGCUUUGAUCCCAUCUCCGUGUCCUACUUGGCGGGCCCAAUGUCACUCCACUCCGUAACCGCACCUGACCCUCAGCUGGCCGUCCCCAUGAUGCAGAUGGACCAGUUCGACCAGCGCUCCAACUACGACGCAGAAACCUUCGUCGGUAGCGAAGAUGCUACAUUCGGACAGCACCCAAUCCACCACCCGCCUCUCAAACGCUUCCCUUCCACCUACGAGGAUCCCUUCUCCGACGUCUUCGGCGGUUACGACCCGUCUAUCCACCCCGAGCAGAAUGGCGCUGCGCCCGAGAGCCCCAACAUUGAGCGCGACAACAAGCUGCUCAGUUUCUCUCUGCCCAAUGUCCCGUAUGCGCUCCUCGAUUAUGCCAUGCGCCGCGUCUCCAUCUCCAUGUCCGCCCAGCUGCACGGCAUGUUCUUCCUCGCCGAGUCGCCAUGGGCCACCUCGGGCGAUGUCGCGGCUCCUCCUACCGAGUUGACCUGCUAUCGCCGGAACCUCUUCCAGAUCACUGGCACCAUCACCAUGCCCAGGCAUCUUCAGUCCAUCCUGACCGAGACGGGUGACCAGAUCCCCAUCUUAGGCUACGAGCUCACGAUAUCGGCCACGGAGUCGCUAGAGGGCAAUCCUGUCAAGAUCAUCACGGUGCCCUGGAAGUCUGCUCAGAACCAGCCGGGCCUUCAACCUGGUGCCGGUAUUGUCGAGGAUAAGACGGAGAGGGAGCCUCCUUCCUACCCGCUUGAUCCCUCGCAGGGGCAAGAUAUAGAUUCUGAAUACGUCAACUUUCCCAUCAGCUGGAAGAGACUCCAAUUCCGCAUCGCAACCGCAAACAAUGGCCGAAGGAAGGAGCUGCAACAGCAUUUUGUAAUACGCUUGAAGCUGUUGGCACACCUGGCAACAAACCAAAAGAUCUCGAUUUGCGAGAUCCAAUCUGGAGCCAUCAUCGUGCGAGGCCGCAGUCCACGAAACUUUCAAUCACGCAAAGAUAUGCCCAUCAGCGGUGGUACCUCGCGCAAGACUCAUCUCCCGCAACAACCCUCCCGAACACCGACGGGUGAUACUACGCAUGCCAUCCAAACCAAUGUCCACAACAACAACAACACCCCCACCACGAAACCCCCCGAGGCAUUACACCUUCCCUUUGACAUGAGCACCAACGGCCUACCCGUUUCGCCAGACUUCCUGGACUGGAAAUUCCCCGGCGGCGGUGCCAUGACCGCAAUGCCGCCCGACACACCCUCUGUACACAUGCCCAAUUUGGCCCCCUACGCGCAAUCGACCCCCGAAAUCUCCCGCCACACAACCUUGCAGCGUCCCACGGCCGCCCCGGCGCCCGUCUCCCUCUCCCUCACCGACGACGAACCCCCUAAGAAGAACCCCGAAUCUCCCUCCGAGCAAAGCCGGAAGCGAGCAACCCCCGCGCGCCCGUCCUCGUUCUCCCUCAAUCUGAUCAACAGCCCCGACGAGAGCGCUGAUUUGCUGUAUGAGUAUUUCCCCUUGGGCUUGGAUGAUUGGAUGCCACCCGUCGAUGCGGUGUAUCGGCCGCAUGUGGUGCAUCAUACGACGUUUCCGCAGGAUCCAAAGGCGUUGGCGGUAAAGAAUAAGAGUAAGAGAUAUUUCUCCGAUGUUUGA
Molecule: messenger RNA, 1635 nt
Organism: Westerdykella ornata
Lineage: Eukaryota; Fungi; Ascomycota; Dothideomycetes; Pleosporales; Sporormiaceae
Product: p53-like transcription factor
Exons: 2
Coding region: 1-1635 (544 amino acids)
Biological process (GO): meiotic cell cycle; positive regulation of transcription by RNA polymerase II
Cellular component (GO): nuclear chromosome
Molecular function (GO): DNA binding; DNA-binding transcription factor activity
Source: RefSeq, a predicted model, not a curated record